This is a messenger RNA of Rotaria sordida, 2376 nucleotides long. NCBI's taxonomy places the organism in Eukaryota, Metazoa, Rotifera, Eurotatoria, Philodinida, Philodinidae. The record is from the annotation of a GenBank genome assembly.
AUGCUUCAUAGAAUUAAACAAAAUGAAUCGGCGAACUUCGACAUACCAACACAUAUAUGUUGUGAAGAACAUCGACGGCAAUUAUUAAAAUUUGCUGAUCUAUCACAACUAUUACCAAAUAUUGAUAUGACAAAUUUAGCAUUUUAUUUUGCUCGACAAUGUCAAAAUAAUAAAAAAGCUGCUCGAACUGCACGACGUUUAACAGCUAUAUCACAACGUUCAUCAUCAUCUGAAGAAAAAAGUACAUCACCAUUUCAUAUUGUUGAUCGUUUACUUGCAGCACCAACAGGAAUCUAUGGUACGGAAUUAAAUUCUCGUCCAUUUCAUGAAAUAUGUUCAAGAAAAGAAUUAAUUUUAUCUUUUGAACGUUAUAUUAAAGCAUUAACACUUGAGGAUUAUAAUGUUAUACCAUAUACAUUUGAUGUACAAUUAAAAUAUCGUUCAUUACCAUUUCUUUCUAAACAACAAAUUUAUAAUCGUCUUAUGUCUAUGACACGUAUUAACCUCAAAGAAACAAAAAUUAAUCGUGUACAUAAAGGUUCAAUGAUUUCUUUACAUUCAAUUGUUGAUCCAUUUGUAACACCAAGAUCUAUUCAAUCUAUAGUUGAAGAUGAAAAUGGAAGUGUUAUACGUUUAUCUAUAUAUAAUUGGUAUACUAUAUUAGCUGAUCAAUCUAUGGAACAUAUACGAAAUCGAAUAAAACGUGAGAGACAUUUUAUUGUUGGACAACCAUUUAUUAAAAUGGCUGCAGAUGGUUUAUUAAUGUUACGUGUAGAUAAUCCAAAACUUGAAAUGUGGUUUACUGAUUAUGAAAAAGAGAUUGAGCAAAUGGAUGCUGAUAAAUUACGUGAUCUAGGUAACAAAUGCUUUCAUAAUCAUGAUAUUAAUGGCGCUAUUGAAUAUUAUUCUCUUGGUUUGGAUAAAAGUCCAAAUGAUACUCGUAUAUUAAGUAAUCGUGCUGAAUGUUAUUUACAAAGUCAAUUACCACAUUUAGCUCUUACUGAUUGUGAACGUAUAUUAGAUAUAUGUAAAAAUAAUUCAACUGAAGAUAAAAUCGAUAUAACAUUUACAUGGAAAGUACAUUAUCGAAAAUUACGUGCAUUAAUUGGUUUACAAUUAUAUGAUCAAGCUAAAUUAUCUAUACAUUCAUUAGUUGAAUAUACACAAGAUGUUUCAUCAACAUCUAAUGAAAUUGUUGAUCGUUUUCGACGUAUACUUGAUUGUGAUAUACCACGUUUAGAAAAUGAAGCAAAAGGAAAUUAUGAUAUGUUUGAUUUAAUGACAGGACGAACAAGACGAUCGGAUGAAUUUUGUGCAGAAUUUGAACGAGAAAAUGUUUAUGAAUUUCGACAAUGUGAAAAAUUGGAAAAAGGUUAUGGUAUAUUUGCUUUAUGUCCUUUAAAACCGGGUACAUUAUUAUUAGUCGAACAACCAUUUGCAUAUGUUCACUCGAAAUCAAAUGAAACACUUGUCGAUAGUCAAUCACGUUUAGUUACUUUUUCUUUAACACAAAAGCAUGAACAUCGAAAUACAGAUGAAGAUGGAACAAGUGCUGGUAAAUAUCUUCGACAAUCAGUUCUUGAACUUUUAAGACAAUUUGAAAUGCAUAUACUAAUUGAUCCUAAAAAAUUCAUCGAAAAAUUAUCUCAUCUAACACCAUUACGUCAACAACCAUUAAGAAAGAAAUCUGAUGAUGAAGAUUAUUAUCUUCUUCCAUAUAAAGUUUUAUUAGAACUUUUUGAACGAAAUGUUAUUGGUAGUGGUUUAUGGCCAAAAUUAGCUCGAUUCAAUCAUUCAUGUUUACCAAAUUGUUUUUAUAUUAUCAUUAAUCAUUUAUGUUUUCUUAGUGUUCUUAAACCAAUUGAAACUGGUGAAGAAAUGACAAUAUGUUAUUUACCAUCUGUUUAUAGUUCUUAUAUAGAUCGUACACUUCGUUUACGUGAAUAUUAUAUUGAUGAAUGUACAUGUAAAUUAUGUGAUUAUGAUAAAAAUAUUGGUCAAGCUGAAAUGCAACAAAUAAAUCGACAAUUUGACGAAAGUGAAGAUGAUGAAGAAAAACGUCGUUAUUUAUUUAAACGUUUAAUAUAUCAGUAUAGUUCAGAUCGACCAUUAGGUUUUGUUGAACAAAUGAAUCGAUUAAAACGGUCUGUUAAAACGGAUAUAUUUAUUAAACAAGUUAGACAUGGUUAUCUUGCAUGUCCAUAUAUAUUAAAGUAUAUAUUAUCACAUAAACAUAAAUAUGACAAAUUAAAAUGUGUAAUUAAUGAAUUACAAAAGGAGUUUGCUUAUAUUAAUUGGACUGUUGAUAAUAAUGAUAAUCAAAUACAACGAAUUACAGAUAUUGUUCAAUUAUUUCUUAAUUUUAUUCAAGAUUAA